This is a messenger RNA of Manis pentadactyla (Chinese pangolin), 5126 nucleotides long. It is a transcript of the gene P2RX7, whose product is annotated as purinergic receptor P2X 7. Gene Ontology annotation, molecular function: extracellularly ATP-gated monoatomic cation channel activity; ATP binding; purinergic nucleotide receptor activity. Gene Ontology annotation, cellular component: plasma membrane; nuclear inner membrane. Gene Ontology annotation, biological process: response to ATP; monoatomic cation transmembrane transport. Lineage: Eukaryota; Metazoa; Chordata; Mammalia; Pholidota; Manidae. The coding region runs from base 1411 to 3198 and encodes 595 amino acids. The transcript is spliced from 13 exons. The record is from RefSeq and is a predicted model, not a curated record.
CCAGAAGGCAAGGGAGCCCUUGGUGCAGCUCACACAGGUUAAAAAGUAAAAUUUAGCUCAGUCUGAAAAAGCAAAACUCAGCCUAGCCACUUAGUUGCUGGAAGAGCAGAAAUGGGUUAAGUCAGCUGUAAAAGGAACAAGAAACAAUAUUUCUUAGUAGCUAUAGUGAUCAUAAAUUCCCCUCCCCCGACUUAAUCUUUUUUGAGUAACUGCUGCUUUCUUACUGAGAAAUGUCAUUCUCUAAAAUCAUAGACCAUUAGAAACUUUGCUAUUUGGAAUUGUAUUAGUAAGAACAAAAUACUCCACUUUUGCUGGAGGGUUUAAGUCACCUUGCUACAGAUUACCAGCCUUGAUUUGCACCCCAGGGGCAGAGGUUCGUGUAAAGGGUUUCUGGACACAGCAUUCAACAUUUUUCUUAGCUUUUAUUGCUUCCAAGCAAACAGGGCCCUGGGUCCACUUUGCAAUCCAGAUCUGAAGUUGACUAUUUUAUGCAAACCUGCUUUUUGCUUUGGGCUUAUCAAAACCAGCUUUCCUUUAAAUUUCAUCUAAACUCCACCAUCCCUCAGAAUCCUAUGGUAAUUCUGUCCCUUUCUUUGAUGAUGCCCCUGAACUUCAGGCACAUGUUCUCCCUCAUUGAAUGGGUUAAUACACCUACUUUUGUUGGACAGCAAGUUUGUUUCUAGUGGCCUUAGGCUGACUGGCCUAGGUUACAGGUGGACCUCCCAGGGAACAGAUCUGGGAGGAGAGUGGAUCUAGAGGGUCACACGGGAAGUAUCCAGCCUAGAAAUAAAGUCAUCCUCCAUACCCCCAGCCUGCAAGAAAUCUGAUUCCCUCCACCACCUACAGACCAGAAUGUUGUAAGGAAGUGGGGCAAGGAGGAAAGGGAGAGACUUUCAUUUACCGUGAUCAUAUACAUUUGGGCAUGAAUAAAGGUUGUAGAAACGAAUCUAUCAGUCUCUGUGUGUAGCUUGAGGCAAUGGAAAGAUCUAGGAGCUUUAUACUAAGGUACACUGGAAGCACUAGAUCUUCUGACAUUUGAAGGGCUGCCCCUUUCCCCCAGCUGAAAUUAGUAAAAGAAAAAAAUGAAAGGAAAAAGGGGAUAAGGCAGAAUUCUAAAAAUGCCCUUCUUUUGAACACCAUCUUUGUGCAGGCAUCUGGAGGAGGUCUGCUGGGCUGGGGUCAUCUGCCAGCCAAGCCUGUAAGACUUUGCUUCUCUUGUUUAUUCCCAGCCACAUCUGGGGCAGCUGCCAGGGUCCGCCCCCACUCUGCCGUCAUUGGAGGAACUCAAACUUAAAGGCUCCCGCUAAGGAUCAGAAAGUUUCAUUUUUCCUCUUCCUGGUGGGCCUGCUGUGGCUCUUCUGCGAGGCUUGAGCCCUGGUCCAGCCCUGAGCAGACAGUGAGCCUCUCACCAUGUCAGCCUGCUGCAGCUGGAAAGAUGUUUUCCAGUAUAAGACAAACAGAGUCACCCAGAUCUACAGCAUGAGUUAUGGCACCAUUAAGUGGAUCUUCCACGUGUUGGUCUUUUCCUACAUCAGCUUUGCUUUGGUGUUUGACAAGCUGUAUCAACAGAAAGAGCCUGUUAUCAGUUCGGUGCACACCAAGGUGAAAGGGAUAGCAGAGGUGAAGGAGGAGAUUAUGGAGAAUGGAGUGAAGAAGGUGGUGCCAAGCAUCUUCGAUUCCGCAGAUUACACCUUCCCUUUGCAGGGGAACUCCUUCUUUGUGAUGACCAACUUUCUUAAGACAGAAGGCCAAGAGCGGGGUUUGUGUCCCGAGUAUCCUACCCGCACGACACGCUGUUCCUCUGACAAGGGCUGUAAAAAGGGAAGGAUGGACCCACAGGGCAAAGGCAUCCAGACUGGAAGGUGUGUAGUGUAUAAAGGGGAUGUGAAGACCUGUGAAGUCUCUGCCUGGUGUCCCAUUGAAGAAGUGGAAGACGCCCCCCGGCCUGCACUCUUGAACAGUGCUGAAAACUUCACUGUGCUCAUCAAGAAUAAUGUCCACUUCCCUGGCCACAACUAUACCACGAGGAACAUCUUGCAAGAUUUAAACAUCACUUGCACCUUUCACAAGACCAAGAAUCCACAGUGUCCCAUUUUCCGACUAGGAAAUAUCUUCCAAGACACAGGAGAUAAUUUUUCAGAUGUGGCAAUUCAGGGAGGAAUCAUGGGUAUUGAGAUCUACUGGGACUGCAACUUGGACACGUGGUUCCAUCACUGCCGGCCAAAAUACAGUUUCCGUCGCCUUGAUGACAAGACCACCAAUGAAUCUUUGUACCCUGGCUACAAUUUCAGAUACGCCAAGUACUAUAAGGAGAACAGUGUUGAAAAACGGACUCUGAUAAAAGUCUUUGGGAUCCGUUUUGACAUCCUGGUUUUUGGCACCGGAGGAAAAUUUGACAUUAUCCAGCUGGUCGUGUACAUCGGCUCAACCCUUUCCUACUUUGGUUUGGCCAGUCUGUUCAUUGACUUUCUCAUCGACACUUACUCUAGUAAAUGCUGCCGAUCCCAGAUAUAUCCCUGUUGCAAGUGCUGCGAAUGCUGUGCAGUCAAUGAAUACUACUAUGAGAAGAAGUGUGAGUCCAUUGUGGAGCCAAAGCCGGUAUUAAAAUAUGUGUCCUUUGUGGAUGAAUCCCACAUUAGGAUGGUGGAUGAGCAGCUACUUGGGAGAAGUUUGCAAUAUGUCAUAGGCGAAGAGGUUCCAAGACCCCUGAUGGACUUCACAGAAUUGUCCAGGCUGCCCCUAUCUCUUCACAACCUACCUCCUAUUCCUGGACAACAAGAGGACAUACAGCUAUUGAAUGAACAGGGGACUCCUAGAUCAGGCAACAUGCCAGACUGGUGCCAGUGUGGAAAUUGCCUUCCAUCUCAACUUCCCGAGAGCCACAGAUGCCUGGAGGAGCUGUGCUGUCGGAAAAAGGCAGGUGCCUGCAUCACCACCUCGGAGCCAUUCAAAAAGCUUGUCCUGUCCAGACAGGUUCUAAAGUUCCUCCUGCUCUACCAGGAGCCCUUGCUGGUACUGGAUGCAGAUUCCACCAACAGCCAGCUGCGGCAUUGUGCCUACAGGUGCUACAACACCUGGCGCUUCAGCAAACAGGACCUGGCUGACUUUGCUAUCCUCCCUAGCUGCUGCCGUUGGAGGAUCCGGAGAGAGUUUCCCAAAAGUGAAGGCCAGUACAGUGGCUUCAAGCAUCCUUACUGAUGGCAUGAGGGUGAACAGUCAUAUUAACAUUACCUUUGCUUGAUCAAGGUUGAACUUCACCUGCAAAGAUCUGUAGUCAAAUUUUCAACUAAAGAGAAAUGUGUUUUCCUCUCCUAGACUUCUGUAUGUGUCUGGGAGCAAAGUGCACAAACAAACCGGAAUGCCUCAGCAUGGACCAAGAGUCACGAUAUUUGGAUGUAUUUAUCAGUUCUGUCCCUGAGAAGCUGUGUACAAGAUCCUAGGCUUUUAACCUCUGUACCUCAGCUACCUUAUUAUUAUUACCCAACCUACUAUUUCACAGAGAUGCUGGGAGGACAAAUUGAGACAGCAUACAUGAGCUUCCUUGUUAAUGCAUAAAGAGCUACAUGAAUGUAAACAGCUCAUUAUGAGGCCAGACUAGAAUAAUGUCCAAAUAUGAACAAACAGCUUGGUCCUGGUUAAAGAAUGUAGAGCAUUAAAAGUGGCCAAAUAUUCUUUGGCACUUCUCCCCCAGAACCUGAGAAUUAUGUUUCCUACCCUUGCCUUUGGAUAAUUCUGAUUGCUUUAUUCAAUAGUGGAAGUGACACCGUGUCAGCCUCAGGGUCUUGGUCUCAAGAAGCUGGCAGUUUCCACUUCCUGUCCUUUGACAAGCCAGUCCCCAAGUAAAAGCCUGAUUAUCCCAAGACCAUCCUUCUGUGAGGAAGCCCAAGCAGCCUCCUAGAGAGAUACCUGACCAGCUCUCAGCUUUCAGGAAAUCCAAGCCCAGUCUUGACCUGGAAGAGAAGAAGCCUUCAGAUGAUUGCAGACCCUGCUAACAUAUGACUACCACUGCAUCAGGGACCCCAAGUGAGAGCUGCCAGUGAACAAAGUGGUUGUUUUGAACCACUAAAUUUUGGGUUGUUACACAGCAACUGAUACUGGGACAGAGAACAAGCCUGACUCAUGGGAACAUAGAUGCUGCCCAUCCAUCCCUUGGUUCCAAGGUUCUUAGGGAGCCUGGACCACCCUUGGAGCCCCUCGGGGCUUAGGUUUCUAUUUGGCAGUUCUAGGAGGGCUACAGACCAAAUCAGGUAACCCACCAGACCAGCCCUGGAGUUCAUCAAAUCUAACUGCCCAGCUACCCGAUACAUUCCAAUCCUUAGCAUAUUUCUAUGAGUCAAAGUAACUAGUACUAUUAAAAACUGGAAAUGGCUGCCUUUAUACCUUUAACAUCCUGUACUUCGCAGCCAGUUGGAAUGGAUGCAGUCUGGAUGCUACUUAAAAAGCAACCCACACCCAAACCUUUACAAUUUUUAUACAUCAACUGCUAAGAAUAUGAAAAUGGGUAGUCACAUGUUUCAGGAUCCUCCUGCAGGAUUUUCUUUUCAUGGUUUUGGUACUGGAACUGACUAUUUCUAAACAACUGUGUAAAGACUACAUAGAGACCACCAUUCAAUACUGUGACUGAUGAAGGAUCUAUGAGUUUUUUUAUACAUACCUUAGAUCUACCAUUUUGAUACUUUUUUAAAACCAGCAGCUUUCUAUUACAUUAAUGUAAAUAUGAACAAAAUGCUUCUUUUUGGACCCAGGAUUUUAUCUGGGCUCUUAAAAUCAGGAAUUAAGUAGGACAGACUGAUCUUUCAUUUUUACUACCUUUCAGAGAUUAUUUUUGAAAGGUGGAUUAUGUAUGAUUUCUUCAGAAUUUCAAGUUUUACUCUGAGAAUUCUACAUCACAGCUACAGAGUUCCAUCCUAAUGACCUGAGUCCUAUACCUUACUUUUUUGGUACCUUAUUCCUAGCAUGUUUUUUUAAUUACCUCGUGGAGGUCCCAGAUGGGGUCAAAAUUUAGAAUGGCAAAUAAUCACUGGAUCCAGCUCCUGUUUUCCCUCACCUUCCCCACAGAUGCUUUAGGUGAGAGGGUGAUGUCUUAUGUCAGCUGUGAGUAAAAUGUCUGACACUUCCUAUAAUAA